AAGCUGUCACAAACAAAACAAUGGCCGGUUGUAUAUUCUGUAAUAUUGUGGCCGGAAAAUCACCCAACACCAAAAUCGAAGUUGAAACCGAAGAAUAUGUGAUUUUUAAAGAUAUUAAACCAGUAUCGACUUACCAUUAUCUGUGCGUAACUAAACGGCACAUAAGAAGUAUAGAGGCCAUGACCAAAAAGGAUAUACCAUUAGUCAAUCGUAUGGAAGAGGGUUUAAAUGAAUUUUUUAAAUCCCAAAAUAUUGACUUCAGUGAGGCUUUAAUCGGCUUCCAUUUGCCGCCCAAUAUAAGUGUCAAUCAUUUGCAUAUGCACGGUAUAGCACCACAUUCGAAAAUGUCUAGGCAGAACAGUUUUUUGUUUAAAAUUCCUUCGAGUUGGUUUAAAACGGUUGAAGAAACUAGACAGUAUUUGGUAAACAUAUCCUAAAAUUUACAGCUUCCAACGAUAAAUAUAAACAACUUUUUAAAUUAUUGGUCUAAGGUACAAA
Calliphora vicina (urban bluebottle blowfly) is the source of this 498-nucleotide messenger RNA. RefSeq names its product adenosine 5'-monophosphoramidase HINT3-like. Lineage: Eukaryota; Metazoa; Arthropoda; Insecta; Diptera; Calliphoridae. The record is from RefSeq and is a predicted model, not a curated record. The coding region runs from base 21 to 437 and encodes 138 amino acids. The transcript has 3 exons. Gene Ontology annotation, molecular function: catalytic activity.